Gryllus bimaculatus (two-spotted cricket) is the source of this 2318-nucleotide messenger RNA. Lineage: Eukaryota; Metazoa; Arthropoda; Insecta; Orthoptera; Gryllidae. The record is from the annotation of a GenBank genome assembly.
AUGCGGUGGGCUGUACUUGGAGUGCUGUCGCUGCUGUGCGCGACGGGCUCGGCGCAGGGCCUGUGGUGGGGGCUCGUGCCCAGCCCCACGCGCCUCAACAUCGUCAACGCGCUCACCGACUUCGUGCCGGCCGUCUUCCACAUGCAGCGCCGCCUGGUGCGCGAGCCCGUGGACAGCGGCCAUCGCAAGGAGUUCGACUUCGUGGUGGUGGGCGCGGGCGCGGCGGGCAGCGCGCUGGCCACGCGCCUCGCCGAGGUGGGCGACUGGAGCGUGCUGCUGCUGGAGGCGGGCGGGGAGGAGGGACGCAUGGUCGGUGGCAGCACUACGAUUAACUACAUGUUCAACAUUCGAGGCAACAGACGAGACUUCGACAAUUGGGAAGCGAUGGGCAACAAGGGUUGGAGUUACAAAGAUGUCGUUCCUUACUUCAAGAAGGUCGAAGACUUGCGGAUACCGGAGCUUCAGAACAGAGAAAACAGAGGAUACGGGGGACGAAUUAGGACUACUUAUCCACCAUAUUUUUCAGACAUGGGCAAGCUGUUCCUGAGGGGCGCUCGCGAGGCGGGCUUCCCCACGCCCGACGACUACAACGCGGGCGAGCAGCUGGGCAUGCACCGCAUCCAGACCACCACGUGGCACGGCGCGCGCUGGUCGGCCAACGCAGGCUACCUGCGCAAGGCGCGCCGCCGCCCCAACCUCUUCCUGCGGCCGCGCAGCUACGUCACCACGCUGGUGCUGGAGGGCGCGCGCGCGCGCGGGGUGCGCUACGUCCACGACGGCCUGGAGUACGAGGUGACGGCCACCAAGGAGGUGAUUCUGUGCGCGGGCGCCGUCAACACGCCGGCCAUCUUGCUGCGCUCCGGCAUCGGCCCGGCCGACCACCUCAAGGAAGUGGGCGUGCCCCUGGUCAAGGAUCUCCCGGUGGGGCUGAAUCUGAUGGAUCACACAGCUGUCAUUGCCACUAUUGGCGUGCUCAACGAAACCGUCGCGCCGUCCAUUCCAGAGAUCAUGCUCAACCCGAGCACGCAAAUGGACUACUUCACGCGUCGGGCAGGGCCCCUCACGUCAACAGGGACCUUCGAGACCAUCUCCUUCCACGACCUCAAAGGCACUCCCCACUACAGCCCCGGGUGGCCCGAAGUCGAGAUGUUGCACAGCUCCAUCAACGCCGCCAUCAAUUCGCGAUUCGCCGCUCUUUUCCGCAUCACCCGACAGAUGUACGACGUGAUACUAAAGCCGGUCGAGAACAAGCCGGUGUUCAUUUCGUGCAUAUGGCGGUUGCGACCGAAGAGCCGCGGGAAAGUCUACCUGCUGAACAAAGACCCCAUGACGCCACCGGAAAUCGACCCGAGAGCCUUCUCGCACCCGGAAGAUGUAGACGUGGUCCUCGCGGCCAUCCGCGAAUGGCAGAAGAUCGUCGCCUCUCCCAGUUUCCAACGAUAUGGAGCACGGGUUGUUGGUCCCGUAGGGGAUAUUCCUGGCUGUGGAAAGGUAGUUUUCGCCACGGACGAUUACUGGCGAUGCGCUAUUCGCGUAGCGUCUGCCACGCUCUACCACCCGUGCGGUACAUGCAAGAUGGCCCCGCCAGGUGACCCCACGGGCGUGGUGACUCCUGACCUCAAGGUUGUAGGAAUAAAGAAUCUGCGUGUAGUGGAUGCGUCGAUAACACCAUUAGUUGUCUCCGGCCAUUUGCAAAUGACGUCGUACAUGAUAGGGGAGAAAAUGGCGGACGAAAUCAAAAAGGAAUAUGGACAAGCGAAGUAACUCGUGCUUUAGUUUGGCUCGGAAUAAAAUGAACACGUUUUGAAAUGAAAUGAUUGGCAUGGGGCAGUCAUUAGAUUAGUCAUAUUUCGCCCAAAGUCGCGAUAUUAACAUGUUCGUAUAGCGCGAGGCUCUCUGUGACCAGUGUGUUUUAUCUUGUUUUUGCCCGAAGCCUGUUAAUCCCGACUCUUGCAAAGGCGUAGUUACUCAUUUCCGUUUUGCAGAUUCUAGUUCAGUCGUGUACAAAAUGCGGACACAACAAAUACGAAUUCUAUCUAAAAUUAAACGAAUAUUAUUAAAAUAACGUUGAGAUACCAAUUAAUAUACAUGAUUUAAUUGAACACAUGUAGAAAACCAAUAAUAUUUUGUAAAAUACAUUUGGUAUUUGUAUUUCCACACUUCAAAUUUAAAUUUAAAUAUAUGAAAUAAUACUGUAUUUAUUGAAAGUUCUAGAGAUCUCUCAGAAAAUUGUUGUUAAAUAAUAAUAGCAUUUUUAUGACCCAAAUGUAUCAUUGUGAGUUCGCUGUAAACUGCAAGAACCAUUGUUGUUGUUUUUG